AUGACAGAUAUCGAUGAUCCGCCCAUGGAUGAAUUGCCUAUUAUGUUGGAAGAAAUUUAUGUGAGUGGUCUUAUGGAUGAUCAUACCGACGAGGAACCUAAUGGUUUGGAGAGGGAGGAUUUGCAUAAGUUCACUAGGUUAUUCGAAGAUGCACAACGCAAAGUUCACCCGACAUGUGAAAAAUUUUCUGUGUUAUCAUUCGUCAUUAAGAUGCUUCAUGUGAAGGUGUACAACAAAUGGAGCAACAAGUCAUUCGAUAUGGUUAUGCAGGUAUUCAAGGACAUUCUACCAGAAUGUGAUCCAACAGUUCCAUGGACACUCUAUGAUGUUAAGAAAUUCUUACGUGACUUGGGGUUGGGAUAUGAAACAAUUCAUUCGUGCAAGAAUGAUUGUGCACUAUUUUGGAAGGAGAGUGCUAAUUUGGAGAAAUGCCCUACAUGUGACGCGUGUAGAUACAAGUUGAACGAUGAUGGUGGUAAAAAGAUUCCACACAAGGUAUUGCGGUACUUUCCUUUGACACCGAGGCUGAAAAGACUGUAUAUGUCCAAAAAAACAGCCGCAGAUAUGAGAUGGCACAAUGACAAGCGUGUGGAUGAUGACAUAUUAAGGCACCCGGCCGAUGGUGAAGCAUGGAAGGAUUUUGAUAAGCAACAUCCGAUGUUUUCUGAUGACUGUCGAAAUGGAUUACGAAGUAAAAUAGGGUAUGUGGGUGCUCGUCGCCACUUGCCUGAGAACCACACUUGGCGAACAAGUAAGCUCUUCAAUGGUCAAACGGAGCACAGGUCCAAACCUUUGGAGUUAUCGGGGGACCAAAUACUAGAGCAAAUUGAUUCUGGGACUUACAAGCCGUAUGGAAAACACCCACAAAAUCGAAAACGACAAAGGAAUGAACAUCAAAAUUUGAAUUGGAGAAAGAGAAGCAUUAUGUUUGACUUGCCGUAUUGGAAGACGUUGAAGCUUUGA
This is a messenger RNA of Camellia sinensis, 963 nucleotides long. Lineage: Eukaryota; Viridiplantae; Streptophyta; Magnoliopsida; Ericales; Theaceae. The record is from RefSeq and is a predicted model, not a curated record.